UCGUGCCCUUUCGCAUCCCGGCAGCUGCGCCUGCAGUUCCGGGUUCGAGUCCUCCCUCCUUCCGUCUGCCAGGGCGCGCGGAAGGGAGCCGACCACCCAAGGCAAGGCGGCCGAGAGCGAUGGCUCAGGGGAAGCGCAAGUUCCAGGCGCGCAAGGCGGCCUCCGCGGGGAAGAAAGCCAAGGCGGCGGUGGCAGCGGCGGCCCGGGGGCCUCGCAAAGGAGGCCGCAUAAUUGCUCCCAAGAAGGCUCGGGUCAUCCAGCAGCAGAAGCUGAAAAAGAACCUGGAGGUGGGCAUCCGUAAGAAGAUUGAGCACGAAGUGGUGAUGAAGGCCAGCGCUAAACUACCCAAGAAACUGAGUGUGCUGAAGGCCCCCAAAGCGGACACCACCAAAGAGGCAGGCCACUCCAGCAAGUCUUAGCUAUGACCUGCGUACCUGAGUGGGUGGCGGAGAGCAGCCACAUACGGCUGGAUGACUGUACCCAUGACACCCACCUUGUAGUGUUGGAUGAGCCUACAGAUUAAUAACGUAGCAGCAUUUCGGUUGGUGGCGAAAACUUCCCUUCACACGAGAAACCGGGUGGGCUGUUCUGUGCCUAGGUGAAGAGAUGGGCUUUGUUUUUCAGCUCUGUUGUAUGUAAUAUUGGUUCAAGUCCCAGCAUUUUCCCUGUUUUACAUUUGGACUUGUCUUCUCGUUAACAUCUUCAGUGGAAGCCAUUCUUUCAAAGCUAGCCUGGACUGGGUAGAGUUUGUAGGAGCGACUGGAGCUGUUGCCCAUUAGUGUUUCACCAGCACCAAAUUAUCAGAAUCAGACACAGACUUCAUGUGUUCAUGUGGGUCUUCAGACAUGGCAUGUAUAACACCUAUAUCACAUUGGUAUUUACACAUGUGGGUGUCUUUGCAAACAUGGGAGUCCAGUGUGUGAAUGUUGGGCAGGACCCAGCAGGCUAGGAUGAAUCUCAACCCACUGUUUUCUAUAGGGCUUGAAUGUCUGCAUGAGACUUGAUCCACCGUGUAUGAAGAAGCAGAAGUUCCCAACUGAGCUUUCAGGUUUUUAGCUGUUUCUGGAAACAAGUGUGAUUUACUCUCGUGUGUUUUGUGGUUUGAGUAAAAAGGAUCCCUUCUGUCAUCUGUCCCCUUUCUGCUGCCUUCUGAGGGUCCAUAUAACACACUAGUGCUGCCCAUUUCAACCUCCUCCCUUUUGCAAAACUUCUGAAAUAAUCUUUGUUGAUUACUUUUGGAACCCAGAAGGUCCAUUGGGGCUUGCUCAUAGUGGCUAAUUCUUCCACACGGAGAUAACAUAAAACCAAGGUAUAUGUUCUCAGAUCAGGAAUCCCAAAUCUAAAGUAAUUUUUAAAAUCCUUGUUCCUGUAACUACUGCAGAUGUUUGUUUAUUACUAUAGUAUCUCCACCACAUUUAAUAAAUAUAUUAUCUAAAAAGUGC
Molecule: messenger RNA, 1442 nt
Organism: Podarcis muralis (Common wall lizard)
Lineage: Eukaryota; Metazoa; Chordata; Lepidosauria; Squamata; Lacertidae
Gene: C17H19orf53
Product: chromosome 17 C19orf53 homolog
Source: RefSeq, a predicted model, not a curated record